CUUCUGUUAGAAACACUGAAGCAAAGAUUGCCAAGAUUAUCAAGUAAGUUGAUGUCUGUUGGAAGUUCAUCUAACAAUAGAGUAUAAAUGCUCUACAUCUAUCAUAUUCGAUCCUUUUAAAAUAAGCUCUAGUCAUCAGGCUCUCAUUUUUAUCAAUAUUAAAAAGGUUCUUUUAGAAAUAUAAACCAUUUAACUGGCAUUCGGAUAACCUUAUUUUCAGAAAGUAGCAAGCUCUUAUCUGUCUACAGCAAAAGCCUUAAAAUUUACUGUGUAGAGAGUCUUUUUAAUACCUCUUAUAUCUUGAGUAUCUGGACGCUACUCGAGACCUCAAUCUUAGUAAAGAGCAAAGAAGAUGAAUACAAUAGAUGAAGAGAUCUCUACUUUAGCAUUUUUUCAGAUGAAAUAAAGACCAAACCAUUAGAUUGUUGUUCUAAAAAUGAACCUGAAAAGUCUGAUUUCUAUUUUUGGUUCGAUACUUCUUGCUAUAUUAAAUAUGUUAAGGAACUGUAUCCUCUCAAAUUCUUUGAUACUCACAAAAUUCGUUUGUGCAACAUAAGAUCUAAGAACAAGCAUAUUUCCAACUUUCUCAAGCACUCUUUCUCGAAUAAAGUAAACACUGUUUGGACUGUUUCAAUGGAUACUGAGAAGAUCAACAAUUCCAAGAAUUUCAAGUCAAUCAUAGGUCUUAGCUCAUUAGCCUUGAAGGAGGCUGGAUUUGCCACUUUUAUGUUCAACAGCUAUCAGCUAAAGAGGUUGAUUGCCUCUUUCAGACAUGUGAAAUCUUUAAAUAUAAACUCUUGUAAACUCUCUAUCCCAAAGCCUCUUGAUUUCUCGAGCUCCUUGAAAAACUCCAAUAUCACCUCAUUAAGCUUUAUUGGCUCAGGAAAUAGACACAAAAGUGAUUGGAACAGCAACCUUGAUCAAUUCAUCAAUCUAAUCAAAGGACUGGGCUCAUCCCCAGAUCUAUCAAAAUCUCUUCAAGAAAUAAACAUCGGAUCCUGGGGACUUGGCAACACCGAAGCCCAACAAAUCUUCACUCUAAACAAUCUGAACAAUGUUAAAAUCAAAUUCCGGUUCUAAAAUCCCCCUAAGCUGAUCUAGCCCCAGCCUUCUUUCUCCCUAAACAUCUA
Moneuplotes crassus is the source of this 1130-nucleotide messenger RNA. NCBI's taxonomy places the organism in Eukaryota, Ciliophora, Spirotrichea, Euplotida, Euplotidae. The record is from the annotation of a GenBank genome assembly.